CACAAAAAUCUCAGAGGGUUAAAUACAUCACCUUCUCGACGCUAAUUCCUCCACUACGUCUCUCUCUCUUGCUCUCCCUCUUCAAGUCGGCUCCUUUAUUGCUACAGUGAAAAAGUUUCGAGCUUUAGAAACAAUGGCGGCUUUCCCCAACCUCAACUCUGGCUCCGGAUUGAAGAAGCUCGAUGAGCAUCUUCUCACUCGCAGUUACAUCACUGGGUACCAAGCUUCAAAGGAUGAUAUCACUGUGUUUACAGCUCUUUCAAAGCCCCCAACUUCAGAGUUUGUCAAUGUAUCUCGUUGGUUCAACCACAUCGAUGCCCUCUUGAGGAUCUCUGGUGUCUCUGCUGAAGGAAGUGGUGUCAUUGUUGAAGGGUCAUCACCUAUCACAGAAGAGGCUGUUGCUACUCCCCCUGCAGCUGAUUCUAAGGAUACUGCUGCUGAAGAAGAAGAUGAUGAUGAUGUUGACCUUUUCGGGGAGGAGACCGAAGAGGAAAAGAAAGCUGCUGAAGAGAGAGCAGCUUCUGUGAAGGCAUCUACAAAGAAGAAAGAAUCCGGAAAGUCAUCAGUUUUGAUGGAUAUCAAGCCGUGGGAUGAUGAGACGGACAUGAAGAAGCUAGAGGAAGCUGUAAGAUCCAUUCAGAUGGAAGGAUUGUUUUGGGGAGCAUCAAAGCUUGUACCCGUUGGUUACGGUAUCAAGAAGUUGCACAUCAUGUGCACCAUUGUUGAUGACCUUGUAUCUAUCGACACCAUGAUCGAAGAGCAACUCACUGUUGAACCGAUCAAUGAAUAUGUCCAGAGUUGUGACAUUGUUGCCUUCAACAAGAUAUGAGGAUGGAGAAUAGCUUGAAGGAAGAACUGUUUAUGUUGUUGUUUUCUUCUCUAUAUCCAGUUUUGUUACCUGUUUUUAUUGUACUCUGUGGGAGGGCUUUUACCAACUCUGAUUCAUUUUGAUAUAUGUGAAGACAAUUCAGUUUUGUCUUAAAGUUUCCACCAAAUCUCAAAUACGAAAAAUCAUAAGUUUGAUAACAUCACAGAAAGUGUGAAGCAAGAAUGCACGUAUGUUUAAAAUAAAUACAAGUACGCAUAAUUUAGUAUUGCAAAGAAGAUUAUGUUUACAAAAAUUUCU
Messenger RNA from Arabidopsis thaliana (thale cress), 1126 nucleotides. Its product is annotated as Translation elongation factor EF1B/ribosomal protein S6 family protein. Gene Ontology annotation, biological process: translational elongation. The record is from RefSeq and is marked reviewed. Lineage: Eukaryota; Viridiplantae; Streptophyta; Magnoliopsida; Brassicales; Brassicaceae. The transcript has 6 exons. The coding region runs from base 134 to 829 and encodes 231 amino acids. Gene Ontology annotation, cellular component: cytoplasmic stress granule; eukaryotic translation elongation factor 1 complex. Gene Ontology annotation, molecular function: translation elongation factor activity.